AUUUGCAAUACUUAUUUCUAUAAAAAUAGUAAGUUUAUCGUAUUUUCAAUUUAAUUUUCUAUGAUUUACACUUUCAAAACAAUGCCAAGUUAUUAAUUUCCGGUGAACGCACUGAUUCCGGUAGACUGACAAAUAAGAGAGCCACAUUCCGCUGGAACUGGGACAAACGACGUAGAUAUCCGAGCGUAGCCGAGCGCUCAUUUCCGUUUUCGAAUCCGACGUCACCUACUCUCAAAGCCCGUGUGUUUUGUGUUUCUUUGGGGCCACGAUGAUUAUCGCUAAUUUAACGUUGAAAUUAUUAAAAUUGAAAUUAGAUCUGUUUGUAUCAUAAAAGCAUCUGAAAGGGAAAAGUAACAAAACACUUUUGCUUAACUGUCAAGAAAGGAAAGAAAACAAUUUUAACGUUACAUAAAAGUCAAACAAAUUUAGUCCACGAAUUUACAUUACUAAGAAAUCUUGAACAAAAUGGGCAUUCAAGAUCUGCAAGUCUUUUUGGAUGGCAAUUAUGUACCAGGAGGGUCUGUACCUGUGGAUCUGUUGAAAAUUGCACGUAACGUUAUUCAAAGACAACAUAAUCGUAUCGGUAAAACGCAACAAUUACAGUCUGCUAAACUAAGACUAGUCCUUGAUGGAGAAUGUUGUCUAGACAGAUUAUAUGGAGGAUACUUCUCAGAUUGGGCAUGCGGGGGUCAAUGGAACAGAAUGCUGCAGUUUUUAGCAGUCCUUAUACACGCAACAGAAGCAUCAAGGGUGGAAUUAGCUGUAUUCUUUAAUGGUUGUUUUGAAUCUCCUAGACGAGCAGACUGGAUUCAGAAUCAGUUACAAGUGCGAAUUAAAGUAAAUAAUGUAUUGAAACACAUUUCAACAAAAGGCACUCCACCACCAAAAAUUUGGUGGACACCACCAGUAUGCUUGAGAACCAGUUUACGUAUGGCUUUAAGACAUUUGAAUGUUACAGUUUUAUGUAGUAUGGAUGAUCAUCAUCAAGAAGUAAUUGCUUAUUGCCGAGAAAAUAAUUUCAACGGCUUAAUAGCUGAUGAUGCCGAGUACGCUGCAUUUGAUCCUCCAAGAUACUUCUCGUCUGAACAAUUAAAACUUACGUAUAAGGGUUCUCUCGAUACAAAGGAAUACAUUCUCCCUGAAGUUUUAAAAGCGUUGAACAUCCCGUCUGAUAGACUAUGUUUUCUAGCUGCGUUACUUGGAAACUACAUUUUAACUGAACAUGACUUGGCUGAUUUUUAUCAAAAAUUGAACGUCAACACCAAUGUGAAUAAAGUGAAUGUAGAACAUACAAUAAAAACGAUCGCAAAUUUCGUUAAAGACCUUCCAUCCAUUGAAUUGGACGUAGUCGCGCAAAAAGUUUUUGGAUCUGAAAAGGAUCCAAGGUGUUCGAAACUGAGGCAAUCAGUUCAGUACUAUAUAAAUGGAACUAAAGAAGGAUUCUUACAUUACAAACCAGUGAAACCAAGUAGAGUACAUAAAAUAGAUUCUAAACAAAAUGUGCAACAGCAGUCAAAUUUAUCGGAAACACCGUCAACUUCGGAAGUUGAUUCUAAUUUAGAAACAUCGAGAUUCGCUUCUGAAACGGUAGAAAGCGAACGAGAGAGUUUAAACGCGUACAAGCAAGCAACGGCAAAUGCAAAGUCCGCGCCGCAAAUUGUGAUAGAUCCACCGGGUCUUCAGGGCCAUGGAGACACCGACAAUAUUAGGACCGAAGAGGAACAAAGUAACGGUCACGCAAUUAACGGCACACACAAUCUUCUAAUUAGUUCGUCAAGUUCGAGCAGCAGUUCAUCCGCCACGUCUCCAUCUCAUGCAACAGCUGAUUCGACAAAACAGACGGAAAAGAUAACUAAUAUUCCCAGCACGGUACCAGAAGUUAUGCGUACCGCGUCUGAGCGACAUCAGAAAGGCUUGAUGUCUCCACAUAUUUAUCAAAUUCUCAUCGCUGGCGAGAUCAAAUUACCUGUCCUUUUGGAGGACGAAAAUCACCGCGAGUUCCCAUCGAUUCAUCUUAUUUAUAGACCCGUAAGACAGAUGGUAUAUGCGAUAUUAUUUAAUCUUCAUCACCGGAUGUAUUUAGCUGCUAAGAGUAAAGAAAAAGGUGAUAGCGAAAAAAUAGAAGUCCCAGAUGUUGUGAUAAAGGAGUGGGUAUGGUCCAAGUCAAAUCCUUACCAAACUCCGGAAUUAGUGAAAGCGGAACAAAUCGGUUGGGGUGUUCCUACAAUUCAGCGUCUGUGGUUUGGCACAGGUAUAGACGAUAAACGUCGUCGACUGCGAGGUUUCUUAACUUGUAUGAUGUCAGACACGCCUCUUAUGUUGAAUACCUCUUACGUACCACAACAUCUUUUAGUCAUGGCAUGCGUACUGAGAUAUAUUAUGUCGUUUUCCGAUAAAAUAAAGAUUCUACGUCGUCAGGAACUAGAUGCUUUUAUUGCACAAGCAUUUUCACCGGAGCUUAUGAACACUCAGUAUUUACAAGAUCUCCAGCUUCCUUUAGUGACAUCCCGCGGAGUACAAUUAGCUACAUUAUUUAUGACCGGCGUCGAGACCGCUCUUUUAGCUAACGAUGCGUGUGGUGCACCCAUCCCAUGGUUAAUGUGCUGUCCGUGGUUGUAUUUCGAUGGAAAAUUGUUUCACCACACGUUGGGUCGUGCUACGAUCGCGAAAAACUUACUUGAACUUUGCAACGGUCAUAUAGAUCGUGUUGUGAAAGUUGAGCGAAUGAGGAAAGCUGUACUGGAGGGUAUUAAUGUUAUUUAUGCGCGUCCACCGAUGCCCGUCGCAUCAGGUAUUCGUGUGUCGGUACCGCCGAACAUUUUAACUGCUGGCUGUGCGAUUAAUGAUGGUUUAAUGCGUGGUCGUGGCAGUGGAACAAUGCCUCAACGUGGUUUGAUGCGUCGCCCUAUACCUUCUCGUGGUGGACAGUUAGAAAUCGCCGGAGUCGUUGUAGGACAGUGGGGUCCAAACUAUGGGCAACCUGGUCGCCUACCUCAGCCUCUACAGGGUCAUCCUCGUGGGCGGCUUCCGCCACAGGUAACGUCAAUAGGCGGUCUCAAGUAUGGUCUCCCGCGUGGCUUUAACCCCAUGGGUCGACCUACAUUUCAGACGCGCGGAACUAAUCGAACACAAUUAGCAGGACGUGGAAAAAAAACGCAAAUGAAGGCAACUGCUAAAAAGAAAACUACUGUUAAAAAGAACAAAGAAAAUGAAAAGAAAGAUAGUAGGGGACGUGAUAAUAAUAUUGAUGGAAUAACCGAUUAUAACGAUACGAUUCCAAACACGAAUGCAACAAAAGAUGCACUGCCAGUACCAGGUCAAUUUGAGGACGCCGUUGAAAAUAGCAAAGGGAUAGAAAAGGGGCAGGGAGAUGCGUCGCUGGUCGUUCCAGUCGCCGCUGAAAAUUAGGUAUUUAUACGUCACUUUUUAUUGACAUUUAAACUCCCGGAUGUGACACAAGACUGCAAUCAAAAUCUUCUUAGAACGUGUAACGAGUAAUAAUGCGUCGAUGACAUUUGAAGAUUUGCACUCCUGACAAAUUCACGCAAGAAAAUUUUAAUCAUAGAUUUUUAUUUUUUAUUUUUUUCUAUAUAUGAGUAAAAGGAGGAGUUGAAAUAUCGUUAAUGAAUUGUUCCACGAUUCAGUUCUUUCUUUAAGUUCAGUUUUCGUACAGAUUUCGUACUGUCAGAAAGAAUCUUCAAAUGUUACAUGCAGAACGACUCAACAAUGUCUAAAGCUCUGAUGGGGCCAAAACUAAUUAAACUAAUAUAGGAGACAAAGCAUCGUUAACACGAUGUCAAGAUAUGUAACGCAAGGAUAGACCCAUUUCCGACGUACACAAUACGAUGUCCUCACUGCCAAACGUACCAUUCAGUGUGUAAGAUAAGAGCGAAAAUGAAAACGAAAAAAAAAAAACAAAAAAAAAAAAAGAACA
Molecule: messenger RNA, 3934 nt
Organism: Megachile rotundata (alfalfa leafcutting bee)
Lineage: Eukaryota; Metazoa; Arthropoda; Insecta; Hymenoptera; Megachilidae
Product: constitutive coactivator of PPAR-gamma-like protein 1 homolog
Cellular component (GO): nucleus
Source: RefSeq, a predicted model, not a curated record